AUGGCCGGCCCUCGGCAUAGACCCCGAACCCUAAAAACGGGCACACGCCCCGGCCCGUCCCAACCCACCUUCUUCCCCGCGCCGCAGCCUCCCGAGCCGCAGCCCACCCGCGCCGCCGCCACUCGCCGUCGCCACGCCCGCGCCACCCGCCGCCGCCCGCCGCCUUCCCCGCGCCUCCCGAGCAGCCGCCCCGCCCCAGCAACCACUCGCCGUCGUCACGCCCGCGCCACCCGCCGCCGCCCGCCGCCUUCGCCCGCUCCUCCUGAACCGCCGCUCGCCUCCCCCGCGCCUCCCGAGUCGCCGCCCGCCGCCUUCCCCGUGCCUCCCGAGCAGCCGCCCCGCCCCCCAGCCAUCGCGCCGCCCCGGCCCCUCCUCCCGCCGCCUUCGCCCGCUCCUCCCAAACCGCCGCCGCCUGCUCCGCGCCUCUCGAGCCGCCGUCCGCCGCCUUCCUCGUGCCUCCCGCCGCAGCCGCCCGCCCCCAGCCAUCGCGCCGCCUCGCCCCUCCUCCCCCAGCCCACAGCACCGCCUCGUCGGCUUCCCCACGCGGCCUGCGCCGACGGCCACUACGCCGACGGGUGGGGCCAGCCGUCGGCCCACUCCGUCUACGCCGACGGGCGGCGCUACGCCGAGGGCCACGUGGCAUGUGCCGAGGCCCACCUUCCCCGAGGAGCUACGCCGAGGGGCCCCGUCGGCGUAGUGUACGCCGAGGGCGAGGCGGUGAUACGCCGAGGGCUGGAGGCCGUCGGCAUCUUGGCAGAUUCCUGUAGUGAGGGUCUAUGUACAGGCCUCCCAGAUAAAACUACAUUCUAG
This is a messenger RNA of Lolium perenne, 810 nucleotides long. The record is from RefSeq and is a predicted model, not a curated record. Lineage: Eukaryota; Viridiplantae; Streptophyta; Magnoliopsida; Poales; Poaceae.